This is a messenger RNA of Coniosporium apollinis CBS 100218, 1713 nucleotides long. RefSeq lists its product as uncharacterized. The coding region runs from base 1 to 1713 and encodes 570 amino acids. The record is from RefSeq and is a predicted model, not a curated record. Gene Ontology annotation, molecular function: carboxylic ester hydrolase activity. The transcript is spliced from 3 exons. NCBI's taxonomy places the organism in Eukaryota, Fungi, Ascomycota, Dothideomycetes.
AUGCGGUCCUCACUUCUUGCCGUCUUGGCCUUUGCCUAUGCUGUGGCUGCUGGGACACCGCAUCACCAAGGGGGAAAAGGCAAUAGACAGCCCUACGUAAGAGUGAGGAAUGGCACGUACUCGGGCGUGUACUCGGCGGAGUACGACCAGGACUUCUUCCUCGGUAUACCUUACGCCCAACCGCCCAUCGAAGAUUUGAGAUUUCGGACACCCCAGUCGUUGAAUACUAGAUGGAGGGGCGCAAGGAAUGCCACUGCAUACACGCCCACCUGUGUAGGCUACGGCGGUGAUCAGAUCGGCUACGAAGUAUCGGAGGACUGCUUGUAUCUCAACGUUGUCCGGCCGGCUGGCAUCAAGAGAAGGAACCUGCCUGUAGCCUUCUGGAUCCACGGCGGAGGCUAUUUCAUGGGCAGCGGUGUCGACCGGCGCUACAACCUCACCUUCAUGGUGCAGAACGGUGUCGACAUCGGCAAGCCAUUCAUCGGCGUGUCGAUCAACUACCGACUCAGUGCCUGGGGCUUUCUGAAUUCCGAAGAGGUUCAGGAGAGCGGACAGACGAAUCUCGGACUAAGAGAUCAGCGCUUGGCUAUGCAAUGGGUGAGGGAGAAUAUCGGAGCCUUUGGAGGCGACCCCGAUAAAGUGACCAUUUUCGGCGAGAGCGCUGGCGCUUCAUCGGUCGGCUACCAGCUGACCGCGUACAACGGCCGCGACGACAAGCUCUUCCGCGGUGCAAUCAUGCAGAGCGGCUCGCCCGUCUACUACGGUAGCGUCAAUGAUACGGAAUACUUCCAGCCCCUCUACAACUCCGUCGUCAAUCAAGCCGGCUGCUCCGGUGCAGCGGACACUCUCCAGUGCCUCAGGGACGUUCCGUACGCCCAGCUCAAUGCCGUGAUCAACCAAACAGAAUUCAGAGGAACGUUCGUGCCAGCCAUCGACGGCGACUUCUUCCAGCGCCUCAUCUCCACGCAGCUCGAAGACGGCGCCUUCGUCCACGUGCCCAUCAUCUCCGGCGCCAACUCGGACGAGGGAACCGCAUUCAGCCCGCAGGGCAUCAACACGACCGAGAUCUUCUACCAAAACGUCGUGAACCCGACCGGCCGCUUCUUCCGCCGCCUCCCCGAAUGGUUCGGCCAGGCAAUCCUCGAGGCCUACCCCGACAUCCCCGCGCUUGGCAUCCCCGGCACACCACCUCUUCCCGCGGACUUCCGGCCCGGCCCGCCAUUCGGCGCGCAAUUCCGACGCUCCGCCGCCUACUACGGUGACGCGACCUUCAUCGCCCCCCGCCGCCAAACCUGCCAGACCUGGGCCGGCGCGGGCGUCCCCGCCUACUGCUACCGCUUCAAUGUGAUCGUAGCCGGGAUCCCCGCCAUCAUCGGCGCGACGCACUUCCAGGAGGUGGCGUUCGUGUUUUAUAAUCUGCAGGGUGUCGGGUAUGCGCUGAACCCGUUCACGAACAAGACCGAGGAGUACACGGAGCUCGCUAGGCUGAUGACGUCGAGUUGGGCGAGCUUCGUGGUUGACCAGGAUCCGAAUAGCUUUAGGGCUGGGGGGAGGGCAUUUGCGGAGGUGGAGCCGUGGCCCAGGUAUGACAACGCGGACCCGCAGGACUUUGUGUGGAGUGUCAAUGAGACGAGCUAUGCGGAGCCGGAUACCUACAGGGCCGAGGGGAUGAGGCUCAUUAAUGAGAAUGCGGAGGAGGUGUAUCAUAGAUAG